This is a messenger RNA of Ooceraea biroi (clonal raider ant), 1228 nucleotides long. It is a transcript of the gene Vha26, whose product is annotated as V-type proton ATPase subunit Vha26. Gene Ontology annotation, molecular function: proton-transporting ATPase activity, rotational mechanism. Gene Ontology annotation, biological process: proton transmembrane transport. The record is from RefSeq and is a predicted model, not a curated record. Gene Ontology annotation, cellular component: proton-transporting two-sector ATPase complex, catalytic domain. Lineage: Eukaryota; Metazoa; Arthropoda; Insecta; Hymenoptera; Formicidae.
CUUUAGGUCAUAUGACCGACGUUACGUGAGAGUAACGUAUCGUCAUAGGCGUUGACUCGUCCCUCGUACGGCGAUCUCUCGUGAUCUCGACUUUUCGCGAAUAUCCUAUCUUUUAACGAAUUUCGUGAAACUCUGACGAAAAAUCGUACGAGACACCAUGGCUCUCAGCGAUGCCGACGUGCAGAAGCAGAUCAAACACAUGAUGGCCUUCAUCGAACAAGAAGCUAAUGAAAAGGCAGAAGAGAUAGAUGCUAAGGCUGAAGAGGAAUUUAAUAUUGAGAAGGGACGUUUGGUUCAGCAACAGCGCCUUAAAAUCAUGGAAUAUUAUGAGAAAAAGGAGAAACAAGUUGAGCUGCAAAAGAAGAUACAAUCUUCAAAUAUGCUGAAUCAAGCUCGAUUGAAGGCUCUGAAAGUACGCGAGGAUCAUGUACGCAAUGUACUUGAAGAAGCUAGAAAGAGAUUAGGUGAAGUGACGCAAAAUACUGCACAGUAUAGAGAAAUUCUUCAGCUGUUAAUUAUCCAAGGGCUUUAUCAACUAACGGAAUCAAACAUCACUCUCCGGGUUCGUCAAGUCGAUCUACCUCUCAUAGAAUCUCUUCUUGGCCCUGUUCAGCAACAAUAUAAACAAAAAACCAAGAAAGAUGUUAACUUGAAGAUUGAUUCCGAUAAUUUCUUAUCCGGUGAAAGUUGUGGAGGUGUAGAAUUAUUAGCAUCUAAAGGACGCAUAAAGAUUAGCAAUACUUUGGAGACCAGAUUAGAGCUGAUAGCGCAACAAUUGAUACCCGAAAUUCGUUCUGCUUUAUUUGGAUCGAAUCCAAAUCGCAAGUUUAACGACUAAACUAUCUUCCUCGACGAUUACUUGACUCUCUCUUUCAAAACAUUCCCUUUUGACAACAGAUUAUUGCAUUAUUAUGUAUCAUGUAGAAUAAAAUUAUAGCGCGUGGCAAUGCCUCCUUGUUAAAAUCCGUGUCUAAUAUUUUCAAUGAAAGUAUGCAAUGGAAUUGUGCAAUAUUUACUGUUGAAAGAGAGUCGUAAACUGUAUAUUGUUCUUUCAAGAUGUUCUUCUCUGCUUCGUUGCAUGUCCUUUGCUAUUUCUGAGAGAUAACGAAUACGUGAAUAUAAAAUGUGUGAUGAAAUAAAUAGAUAACUAAUAGAUGUGAAUUUUAACAAAUUGUAUUAAACAUCGGUUCAGUCAUUCGUGAAAAUAAAAUAAAAUAAAUAACACAAA